Sphaeramia orbicularis (orbiculate cardinalfish) is the source of this 1670-nucleotide messenger RNA. RefSeq names its product GTP-binding protein Rhes-like. The transcript has a single exon. Gene Ontology annotation, molecular function: GTP binding; GTPase activity. The record is from RefSeq and is a predicted model, not a curated record. NCBI's taxonomy places the organism in Eukaryota, Metazoa, Chordata, Actinopteri, Kurtiformes, Apogonidae. The coding region runs from base 275 to 901 and encodes 208 amino acids.
AGCCAGUGUGUGUGAGAUCACAGACACAGAGGCACCCAUUGAGCGACUCUGAGAUGGUUUAAGACUCACUGACAGUUUGAAAAACUGGCAAGAAGUAAGAAAGGAAGAAAAUGACACUGAAGAAAACAAAUAUCUAAAAAGGACAUAGCAGUCAGUUUGUGUGUGUGAGUUGAAAUUUCCCAGCGGCUGGUCCACCGACUGAGAGGAAGUGAGUAAAGAGAGUUUCUGGGACAUUAUCUCCCCUCAUCAGGCUCUGAUCCCAUAAAAACACAUCAUGUCUCUGGAGGUGAAGGAGAAGACGCAGGUACGUCUGGUGUUCCUGGGAGCAGCAGGAGUGGGCAAGACAGCCCUGAUUCGACGCUUCCUCCAAGACACCUUUGAGACCAAACAUCGUCGCACUGUGGAAGAGAUGCACAGCAAAGAGUAUGACAUUGGUGGGGCCAAGGUUACCGUGGAGAUCCUUGACACCAGUGGCAGCUACUCCUUUCCAGCCAUGCGUAAGCUCUCCAUCCAAAACAGCGAUGCUUUUGCACUGGUAUAUGCCGUGGACGACCCCGAGUCCCUGGAAGCAGUCAAAAGCCUUCGAGAUGAGAUUCUGGAAAUCAAAGAGGACAAGUACACGCCAAUCGUGGUGGUCGGGAACAAAGUGGACCGGGGAGAUGAGCGUCAGGUGUCCAGCGACGAUGUUCUGGCAACUGUGGAGCUGGAUUGGAACAAUAGUUAUCUGGAAGCUUCAGCAAAGGAGAAUGCCAAUGUGGUGGAGGUGUUCAAGGAGCUCCUGCAGCAGACGAACCUUCCCAGCCGCCUCAGCCCUGCGCUACGCAGACGCAGGGAGACCUUCCCGAAAGACACCGACUUCAGGCCACCCAUGAACAAGACCAACAGCUGUAUUCUGUCAUAAUGGACGGCAUGAGGAGCAGAGGGGCUUUACUUAUAAACAGACAAGAUGGGAUCAGUGGAAGAAGGAUAAAAAGAGUGAGGAUGGAGUGUUUAAGUCAGAGCUGCUGGACAGAAAAAGUACAAAAAUAAAAACAAGACUGGACUUAAAUCAGUGUAGAAGUAAAGUGAAAAGCUGCCACAUUAAGAAAAGUGAUUCUGGACCAGAUACAUUAGAAACAGACAAAGACAAUGGUGUUAAGACUGAACUUGAGCAGAUUGCCACUUAAAUAAUGAUGAACCUGAAGAAAUGGAGAAAAGGAAGAUACAUUAAAUACUUGGUUUACUUGAUGUACUGUUGUUGCUGCUUUUUGGUGACAUGCUGCUGGUGUUUAGAUCAAUAUAUUGCUUAUUUGACUCAUUUAAAUGUGACCUGUAUCAAAAUGACUUAUUAUUGAGAGAAAAUGUGCAUAUGUGGUGGUUUUCGCAAAACUUAUAUCUCAUUCUUAAUUGUUUUAAUUUACCAGUUCACCUGUAGCACAUCAUGUUUACAUUUUUGCCUUCAAUACCAGUAACCUUUAAGCAUGACAUUACUUUUAUGUUUUUAAAAAAGUGGUGAAAUGUAAAUGCACUUUUCAUUGUGAAUUUAUCACUUAAAAUGAUGUUUUACUGUUUCUUUUUUUAUAAUUACAUUUUUUAACAUGUAAUAUUCUAACAACUGUUAUGACUUUGCUGUUUGUUACCGUUUUGUGCCAUGUGGAAAUUCUAAAUGUGGAAUAAAAGAUAAAAGCACA